GCGUUUUCUGCGUUUUCACAGCAUGGUCAUACACGGUUCAUUUUUCUGUUUCUUGAAUUCGUACCCAUCAAUUAAAACCAGAUUUAAUGCUCUGUGGAUCAUGCGUUUAUCCAAAGGGUUCAUCCUUGUGGCACCAGAUCUGUCCCAGCCCUCUGCUGCCGGAUGGGGCUGUGCACAAUGUGUUGGCACCAGGGCAUCGCCGCCUCCACCGCCCUUCGUCCAUUGCUCCACCACAGCUCCAGAAAUGCCCCCGGGGAUAAUUUUAGGCCAUGAAUCACCCCGUGAUGUUGCCGACACCUUCGUGCUCACAGGAAGCCGUUGGCAGGCACUCGCCCUCAAGGGAGAGGGUCAGGGGGACAACAACAUCACCCAGCACAGCGAUAUCUUGGAGGCCACGGGGGCUCCCAUCACGACCACCUGGGAUGUGAGUGGGCUGACAACGGGACCAGUGGGCUCCCCCAGCCCCUCUGAUACUGGGAACCUCACCACCAUCACUGUGCCACUGCAAGCAGGUGCCCCAGGGAACCAAACCCGAAAUGAGUCGGGUUUCCCCAUCAGGUAUUGGUCCCCCAUCAUUUUCGUGGUUCUCGCUCUGCUUGUGCUCUUCUUCACCUACCGCAGGACCAAAGGCAAUGGGUCACAAGAGCCAACCACCUCCAUCAGUGACUUUUCAGAUGAGGCCACCCCAGAAAACGACACAGCUCUGAUUGUUACUGCUGCCCAGAAGAGAUCAGACAACCCUCCACCCCAGGAGCUGAGCAAGACCACCCCCUGCCAGCCAGCCCCCCCCUCAGAACAGCCUUCCCAGCAGCCCACGGAUCCCACCACUGUAGGCAGUUCCCUCUGCUCUGGGGUUCCUGUUGACGACUGAGGGUAAAGCAGGGGAACCAGCAGCUUUUGGACACCUUAAAGGAGCACAAGGCCACUCCAGAGGGACAAACUGUCCCAACACACCUGGUCAGGAGCCAGAUGGAUGCUAGAGGAUGUGAGCAUCACACACCACCUUGGUCCAGCCGAAGGAUGCUCAAUGCAUGGCCACCUCCCUGCAAAAUGAGGACCUGUGUGGGAUGUGUACAUUUACUGUACCUAAGGAUAGGGCUUGGGGGGAGGUCACAAUGGAACCAAUAAAGCAGCCUUUUGCCCUAGAAA
Molecule: messenger RNA, 1149 nt
Organism: Phasianus colchicus (ring-necked pheasant)
Lineage: Eukaryota; Metazoa; Chordata; Aves; Galliformes; Phasianidae
Source: RefSeq, a predicted model, not a curated record